Cebus imitator (Panamanian white-faced capuchin) is the source of this 5026-nucleotide messenger RNA. RefSeq names its product G protein-coupled receptor 18 (gene GPR18). Gene Ontology annotation, cellular component: membrane. Gene Ontology annotation, biological process: positive regulation of Rho protein signal transduction; phospholipase C-activating G protein-coupled receptor signaling pathway. NCBI's taxonomy places the organism in Eukaryota, Metazoa, Chordata, Mammalia, Primates, Cebidae. Gene Ontology annotation, molecular function: G protein-coupled receptor activity. The coding region runs from base 3865 to 4860 and encodes 331 amino acids. The transcript is spliced from 2 exons. The record is from RefSeq and is a predicted model, not a curated record.
GUGUUGGGAUUACAGGCGUGAGCCAGUGCACCUGGCCCUCCUCUUUGUUCUGAAAUACCACUUCCUCGUACUACUAGGUGUUAACUAUACAGUGGUCCCCCUUAUUCUCAGGGGAUACAUUCCAAGACCCCCAGUGGAUGCCUGCAACUGCAGAUGGUACCAAACCCUAUACUAUUUUUUCCUGAACAUACAUACCUAUGAUAAAGUUUAACUUAUACAUUAGGCUCAGCAUCCUUGUGUUUUGGGACCAUUAUUCAAUAAAAUAAGGGUUACUGGAAUAUAAGCACUGUGACACCAUGACAGUGAACCUGAUCUGCUGCCUUGGCGACUCUGGAUCUCUGUUCCAAUAGUGAAAUGUCACACUGCAAACUCUUGGCCUGGGGUAUAGGACUUAAGUGGCUCCAGGACUGAUUUCACUGCCAUCACUUAUACAUGGUUAGAUCUGGGUUCAACUUGUUUGCUGUGAGCUAAGUGUCUGAAUGUCUCCAUGUUUAUAAAACUUUAAAACUACAGAAAAAUUGCUAAAGACAAGAAAUUUGGAAAUAUAUUUACAAUGCAAUUUGGAAAGUAAACAGAAAGGAGGUAUACUAACUGGGCUAGAAGAUUAUAGCUGUAAAUUGUUGGGACUUAAGUAAAACCACACAUUUAGACAAACAGUUUCUCAAUCUUUAUCCAGAAGCUCCUACUAUUCAACAUAUCUCCCACACAUCCGCAUCCAAAGAGCAGUCAGUUUAGAUAAAAGUUUGAGAAACAGAAUCAGGGCCAAAGGAUAAGCCUCUCCUCUACUUCAGAGCACUCAUUGUCUGCCUCACACCCUCUUCUCCCUGAGGACUGGCUGUGUGUUGACUGACCCCAUGUUGGGAUACAUGAACAGUAACAACAGUGGACUCCUGGUCCCUGUGCUGAUGGGAGGCAACAAGGAUAAGCUGCCCUCACACUUGCUAUGCUAAAAGAACAGGAAAUAUUAUUUUACCUGUGGCAUAGACAAAAUGUCUAACAUAGAAGUAUGUUUUAUAGUGGGAAUUUGCUAUACAAAUCUAUUAACUAUAUCCUUUCUCAUUAAAAACUGGCUUAGCUGAAUUAUAUUCAGUCAAAAGUCGGGUUCUAGUGCUAAAAUCAAAAUCCACUUAGGGCUUUUAACAACAAAACCAAAACCCAAAACUGCAGCUAAAACACAUUAGUUCAUAAAGCAAGGGGAAUCUUGCAGUCUCUGGGAAUAAGCAAAAUCCCUCUUUUGCAAGUGAAUAAGUAAAAUCCCUCUUUUACUCAUAAUCCAAAAUAAGUGAAGAAAUUAAAGCUGCAUGAAUGGUUCCUGAAAAAGUUCCUCCGUUUGAAAAAAAAAAUUUCACUAGGUUCAAGUAUUAAAGAAACUACUAUACAAGUUGAAUCCUUGACCCAUUAUUUAGGGCAGCUUCUUUUUACUAUAAUGCCCUGCCAACACAAAACCACUGUGAAGAUCUAGGAGCACAGAGAAUGGCAGUCAAUGCUACAGGGCUCAUGGGUUAUGGGAGAGAACUACAGACGCCACACCCUUGCCUAAGUCUCCCCAUCUCAUAAGCUGGUCAGUGUCCCUGCUGCUGACACUGGGCCCCAGCAUUAUCCAUUCCUUCCCCAACCUCUCCAUUUCUUCACCUACUUGUUCAGUCAGACAUUCAACCACUAUAAAAUGCCUCUUCCCUACAUACAUAUGCAACACAUGCCAACUCUCAAGGAAUGCAACUUAGUGGAGGACAAAAAGCAAGUAAAUAUGCAGUAACAAUGCAAACAUGUGCCACUACAGAGAUAGGUACCAAGUGAUAAGGAACCCUGCAGGGAUGAACAACCAGCCCAGCUUCAGAGGGGCAGAGAAAACGUCCCUGCAAAGGAAGCUAUAAGAAUAAAGAGCAGUAGGCCACUCCAUGAGGUGGGAGAUGGUGGUGAGGAAUGCCUCAGUGGGUGGAACAGCAUGUGAGAGGCAGAAAGAGCAAAUGUAGCCAGUCCAGAGGACUGGAAUGGAUGGAGAUGGGGAAAAAGUGAGAGCUCACUCCACCUAAAGCCAGGCCUAUGGGGAGCCCUCAGGUGCUCCUGGAUGCCUCCUCUAAGAGCCUGGCAAUUCAGAAAAAAGAAUGCCCCUGUGUACCAUAAAGGACUCAAGUCUUAAUGAGAGGACUCUUCUAGACACAUGCCAUCAUUGUAUCUGUUGAUUUUAGCAGCAAUGGGGAAACUAUGCAAUACUUAAUUUUAGGAAAGUCACAAGCUAUGUGAAUAGGGCAAUGGACAGAUAAGGUCUACAGGCAGGAGAUUUCUACCUGGCUGAAAUAUCAAACUCCUAUGUGGUAUAUGAAAUAUACCACCACAUAUAAAAAAUUAAUGAAUGUAAUUCAGCCAUAAGAAGUCCUAUCUAUUGGACAGAUCAAUAUAAUCACCUCCUAAGAAGUUAUUACAGUGGGAGAAACUGGGCCUGGCUUCACCCUGAGUUCUCAAGCAAGUAACUGACCUUAAGUUUCUUUAUUCACACAAGAAAUAGUUGCUAUGGUUGUCUCCAGCACUUCUAAAACCCAUCAUUCUGGCAGGAUGUAACAAUCAAAAGUAUUUUAUCACCAAAGGCAAGGAUUUAAGUAACUUUUCUAAGCCACAGACUUAUAAUGGUUUUAUCUGGGGGAAAAAAAAAUGGAUGGGCCCCAAACUGUCUAAAAUUCAAAAAACAAACACAUUUAAGUUCCUGCACCUUUUAAAAGUUGACAAACCAUGCAUAACCAAAUACAAAGAUAAUUAAAAUUUUAGGAUAAGCAAAUGAGAGGAUAAUUUUUUUUUUAAGAAAUGAGAAAGUAAAAAAAUUAACCCAACGAGGCAGGCAGUGAUUCGUUGCUCACUUCCCCUUCUGCUGGUUUCAUUUCCCUUCUUAGGUGAAAACACUCCUAAUAUGUAAAUCAGUCCACUACAGACUUCAGAGUCCUUUCUGCUAAGAUUUACAGAAAUUUGUAUGCAAAAGAAAUUAUUUCUAGACUUCCAUGUACUGGAAAAGGACACUUACAAAAUACACCAAACUGAAGUGGAUUAAUGUAUGUGGCAAAGCAGAAGCAAGUAACAAAAGAUCCUACUUUUAAACAUUUAGAAAUGUUUAAAUACUAAAAAGUAGAAAUGUCAAUAUUCUAUAAUUUUUAAGAACUCAGUAGUAAAAAGUGAGACUCAAAUCAUUUUGGAGAACCUACUAAGUGCCAGGUACUAUGUUAACUUGGGAUCUUUCUGGUUUACGCCCCUUAGAAUCCUACUGGAUAGCAUUAUCUCUAUUUCAACUGUACAGAAGUGAAGUAGGAACAAUAGCUUAGUCAAAGCGGGUCAGUAACUAGACAAAAUCACGCAGCUUAGAAAGCAAAGAAGCUAGACUUUAAACCCCUUUUACGCAAUAUCAAAUCUCCUUUUCCUUCCAUAGAUGAUGCAGACUUUAAGCAUCAAAGUACACAAACUGAACAAACUUUAUCCUUUGUAUAUAAUUCUCUGAAGUAUAUGCCAUCAUUUCAAGGGGAGCUUAUGCAUAAACAAAUCAUUUGUGAAAGAGAAAAACCACAUCCAGGGUAAAGUCAUAAGGUGAAAAAGCCUAUUUCAGAAAGCACUUCCUGAAAGAGACAAAGCAGCAAUUACAGUCAGCUCAGCACCAACUCCUAUGCCAAGCGUUACACUGGAAGCUACUUUUUAAAGCAACAAACGUCUAAAACAAAAUACAACAUUUCUUAAAUACACUGUUUCCAGAAAGAGCUAUUUUAACAGAGGCAACUCAAAGAUAUCUCUUCAACAGAAGCGGGUAUGCUGAAAAAUGUUCAUCUCUUAUACAGCCUAUUGAUGGAAAGGAGUUUCUAAGUGUCAUGCCUACCAACAAGCUGUAAAAUGAUCACCCUGAACGAUCAAGAUCAACCUGUCCCUUUUAACAACUCACAUCCAGGUGAAUACAAAAUUGCGGCCCUUGUCUUCUACAGCUGUAUCUUCAUAAUUGGAUUAUUUGUUAAUGUCACUGCAUUAUGGGUUUUCAGUUGUACCACCAAGAAGAGAACCACUGUAACCAUCUAUAUGAUGAACGUGGCAUUACUGGACUUGAUAUUUAUCAUGACUUUACCCUUUCGAAUGUUUUAUUACGCAAAAGAUGAAUGGCCAUUUGGAGAGUACUUCUGUCAGAUUCUUGGAGCUCUCACAGUGUUUUACCCAAGUAUUGCUCUAUGGCUUCUUGCCUUUAUUAGUGCCGACAGAUACAUGGCCAUUGUACAGCCGAAGCAUGCCAAAGAACUUAAAAACACUUGCAAAGCCGUGCUGGCGUGUGUGGGAGUAUGGAUAAUGACCUUGACCACGACCAUCCCUCUGCUAUUGCUCUAUAAAGACCCGGAUAAAGGCUCCAGCCCCGCCACCUGUCUCAAGAUUUCUGACAUUAUCUAUCUAAAAGCUGUGAACGUGCUGAACUUCACUCGACUGACAUUUUUCUUCUUGAUUCCCUUGUUUAUCAUGAUUGGGUGCUACUUGGUCAUUAUUCAUAGUCUCCUUCACGGAAGGACGUCUAAGCUGAAACCCAAAGUCAAGGAGAAGUCCAUAAGGAUCAUCAUCACGCUGCUGGUGCAGGUGCUCAUCUGCUUUAUGCCCUUCCACAUCUGUUUUGCUUUCCUGAUGCUGGGAUCAGGGGAGAACAGUUAUAAUCCCUGGGGAGCCUUUACUACCUUCCUCAUGAAUCUCAGCACGUGUCUGGAUGUGAUUCUCUACUACAUUGUUUCAAAACAAUUUCAGGCUCGAGUCAUUAGUGUCAUGCUAUACCGUAAUUACCUUCGAAGCAUGCGCAGAAAAAGUUUCCGAUCUGGUAGUUUACGGUCACUAAGCAAUAUAAACAGUGAAAUGCUAUGAAUAAUAGAAAGGUUUUUUUACUUCAAUCCCAUUAAAAUUCACUUUACGAACUAGUCUGGGGUCAAUGAGUAUUCUGUAUAAUACUAUCAAGUCCCUUUUCUCUUGAAAAAAAUAAAUUCAUUAUCUUCAUUUAAAAAACUUAGAGAAAACAUUUUUGUGAAUUAUU